Molecule: messenger RNA, 3967 nt
Organism: Cyclopterus lumpus (lumpfish)
Lineage: Eukaryota; Metazoa; Chordata; Actinopteri; Perciformes; Cyclopteridae
Gene: sema3g
Product: sema domain, immunoglobulin domain (Ig), short basic domain, secreted, (semaphorin) 3bl
Exons: 16
Coding region: 270-2636 (788 amino acids)
Biological process (GO): negative regulation of axon extension involved in axon guidance; positive regulation of cell migration; neural crest cell migration
Molecular function (GO): chemorepellent activity; semaphorin receptor binding
Source: RefSeq, a predicted model, not a curated record
AGCGCAGUAAGUGAAUCACCUCAGCAGCCGGGGCAGAGCAGCACUCACUCCGCGGAGAAGACGCAGCUGCUCAGUCAAAGACCCAAUUACGCACCGGGAGGAAUUCCACCUGAAAACGCAAAUGUUGUCACUGUGACUGAGAACAAGGAUCCAACAACUGCCCCCCCCGCCCCUUAAAUUAUCUUGGAAUAUACUGCUUGAUUGUAGGCAACAUAUUUGUAUAGUCUAGUUUGAAUCAAUUAAAAGCCGGAGGGCAUCUCCUCAGCAGAAUGGAGGGAUUUACAGCUUUCUUCAACAUGAUUCUCGCCGCACUACUUGUCGCCACCGUCUCAUCGACCAAGUUAAAUGUACCGCGGAUGAGACUGUCAUAUACAGACCUGCUGUCAACCAACAGGUCGUCCAUCUUCAGCGGCCACCAUGGCCAGCUCUCUCUUACCGCGGUCUUCCUGGACGAGUACCGCGACCGCCUCUUCCUGGGAGGGAAAGAUAUUCUCUACUCUCUCCUGCUGGGACCUGCCAGCAGCGAGUCCAAAGAGAUUUACUGGCCUCCAUUACCUGGCAACAGAGAGGACUGCAUUCAAACGGGGAAGGAACCACAGACGGAGUGCGCCAACUUUGUUCGCCUCCUGCAGCCCUACAACCGCACCCACCUCCUGGCCUGUGGCACCGGUGCGUUCCAGCCCAUGUGUGCCUUCAUCUCGGUGGGGCACAGAGGAGAGCAUGUGUUCACCAUGGAUCCUACAAAUGUGGAGAAUGGAAGAGGCAAAGUUCCACAUGACCCCAGCCUCCCCUUCGCGAGCACCUUCAAUGGUGGGGAGCUGUAUGCAGGACUGACUGCAGAUUUCCUGGGGAGAGACUCUGUGAUCUUCAGGAGUAUGGGAGGUCGCUCCACCAUGAGGACAGAGACAGACCAGAAGCUUCUCCACGACCCAAAGUUCAUCGCUGCCCACCUCAUCCCGGACAACGACGACAAAGACAACGAUAAAGUGUAUUUUUUCUUCACGGAGAAGGCCUCGGAGCCGGGAGACCGGGAGGGGGCCAUACACACGCGCGUCGGACGUGUGUGUGCGAAUGAUGUCGGAGGCCAGAGAGUGCUGGUGAACAAGUGGAGUACCUUCAUCAAAGCCAGACUGGUCUGCUCUGUACCUGGACCUCACGGCAUCGACACACACUUCAACCAGCUGGAGGAUGUUUUCCUGCUGAGGACCAAGGAUGAGAGAAACCCAGAUGUCUAUGCGAUCUUCAGCACCAUCAGUAAUGUGUUCCAGGGUUUCGCCGUGUGCGUUUACCGUAUGGCUGACAUCAGAGAAGCCUUCAAUGGACCCUUCGCUCAUAAAGAAGGCCCUGACUACCAGUGGGGGGCCUUUGAAGGAAGGGUUCCUUAUCCAAGACCAGGCGUGUGCCCAAGUAAGAUCACCAACCAGCCAGGCAGAGAGUUUGGCAGCACAAAGGACUUCCCUGAUUCCGUGCUGCAGUUUGCCCGCAGCCACCCAUUGAUGUGGCGGCCGGUGUAUCCCGCUCUGCGCCAGCCCGUGCUUGUAAAGACAAACAUUCCUUACAAGCUGAAACAAAUCGUGGUGGACCGGGUGGAAGCAGAGGACGGCCAGUAUGACGUUAUGUUCAUUGGCACAGAUGUUGGCACAGUAUUAAAGGUCCUAGCCCUGCACAGUGGAAACAGCCUGGAGACAGAGGAGGUCACACUGGAGGAGCUACAAGUCUUCAAAGUGCCAACUCCAAUAACAUCGAUGGACAUAUCCGUGAAACGGCAAGCCCUGUAUGUCGGCUCUCCAGCCGGUGUGGCGCAGGUUAAGUUGCAUCGCUGUGAGACUUAUGGGAAGGCCUGCGCCGAGUGCUGCCUGGCCAGAGAUCCGUACUGCGCCUGGGACGGGUCAUUGUGUGCACGGUACACACCCAACAGCAAACGCCGCUACCGCAGACAGGACAUCAGGCAUGGAAACCCUGUGCUACAGUGUGUAGAUCAGAAUCUGAGUGAGGACAUAGACAUGACGGAAGACAAAGUGGUGUAUGGGACCGAGAACAACAGCACCUUCCUGGAGUGCGUUCCUCGCUCCCCACAAGCUACUGUUACCUGGCUCGUCCAACGGGAUGACCGCAAGGAGGAGGUGAAGCUGGACGAACGUGUGAUGUCUACGGAGCAAGGCCUCCUGUUUCGUCGUCUCUUCCACCAGGAUGAAGGCGUCUACAUCUGCCGCUCUCGAGAGCAUGGCUUCAUGCAGACCCUGACCCGCCUCACCCUCGAAGUCCUCCAAGGGGAGACUGUGGAUGAGCUCAUGGCCCGCGACACCGCUGGCUUCUCUGACUCGUUCAAAGACCGGUCCACAGGGAGUUACAGGGCCUGGAUGCCCUGCAGUGCCUACAGCAGGGGCGGCUCAUCAAGCCAAAUUGGCCAAUCACGUACAUGGUUCAAGGAUAUCAUGCAGCUGAUUGGGCCGUCGAACCUGCCGCAUGUGGAGGAGUACUGCGAGAGGAUGUGGUGCAACGACAAGCUGAGGAGGAAACACAAGAGCAUGCUGGAGAAACACCGCCAAGCGCAGGAGAGCGCCAGGAAGGCACGUAGCAAGAGCUCUGGCGAACGCAACCGGACGCCGAGAGAUCUCAGCGCAUGGGAGGAGUAACGAAGAGAAAGCAAGCAGGGGAGAGGGGUUAAAGAAGGGACAAAGAUUACAGUACAGGACAAAAUGAAUGGGCCAGCAAAAAGGGUCAAGACCAGCUUCAACUCCCCCAACAGUUGAAACUUUGGCACUUGGAUGUGAAAGAAUGAGGUUGAAUGCAACAGAGCACCUGCUUUGGUGAUUAAACCUAACAGAAUGGAUUUUAUGGAAAUCAGUGAAUGUGUAGAUCAAGUGUUAGGGGCCGGCUCUCUGUAAAGGGCCCCCUAAACAUAGAAGUGUUGUCUGUCUUGAAAGACGGCACAAAAAGAGAUUGCGACUGAACUGAACAGGUUGUUGCUAUAAAGAAUCUUUCAAAUACACUCAAAAACAUCUUGAGUACCAAGCACUCCUCCAGUUCUCACACACGUUUGCCCUUGUAUACUUUUCCAGUUGAACAUGAGAGACACUGCUUUGACGUCAAGUCAUAUAAAAGCUUUACACAUCUCAGAUUUAUGAAAUGUACGCAUGCCUGUGGACUGUCUCUUUGAUGAACACUGUUUGCGCUUGACUAACUGGGGUUUGAAAAAGAGAGACAUUGCAUUUUCUUACUCUGCAUAUUUGGACUUCAAAAUACCAACUUUCUGCGAGUAAGUGUAUGUGUCCAAGUGCAGCUCUUACACACAUGGAUACAUACACUUACUUUCCAUUAGUUUUUUGUCACAGUGAGUCAAUAUCUGGAUUCAUAUCGUUCUAACGUAGUAUUCAACGGUCGGUGUUUCUAGCCUUCCUCUGCACGUGGCAUUUUUAUAAUGAAAUAUUUAUGUGUGACUCUAGCUCAAGACAUAACUGAGUUUUCAGUGUAUUUAUAAGAGGCGUAUGCUACCAAUGCACCCAGGCUAAGACAAUUAUGCCGCAUUUCCACUGCACGGAACAGCUUGCCUCAACUUGCUUAGAAUCGUUCAUUUGUUUUGUUUUUUCAUUUGCAAAAGCCUAGGAUAGUACCUUGUGCUUUUUAGGCUUCCGCACCGACCAUUGCUGUGGCCACAACUCAAGAAUCCAUAUUGAAUGACAUUUUCGACCGACAUGGAUGUCAUCUGCAACUUGACUGGUUCAAAGGCAAAGUGGUAAUUCCAGUUUUUCUACCACCCUGAUACUAUAACCCCAUGCCCAACCAUGCAGUGGAAAUCAGGCAUUGCUGUAUCUGAUCUUGCCACUGUUCAUGCACACAUAUACAAAAACUGAAAUCCCACUCAUCCAUUACACUGAAUGCAUGAGCUCAAAUAGCUCAAACUGGAAGCUACCAUGAGACGACUGUUGAUGGUUCAACAGAUUAAAGGCACGUUGCUUUAUUGUUA